Molecule: messenger RNA, 843 nt
Organism: Penicillium verhagenii
Lineage: Eukaryota; Fungi; Ascomycota; Eurotiomycetes; Eurotiales; Aspergillaceae
Exons: 2
Coding region: 1-843 (280 amino acids)
Source: RefSeq, a predicted model, not a curated record
AUGGAUGAGAAUCUACUGGCAGCUGCAGUGGUUCUUCGGUUUUAUGAAGAGCUAGACUCGCCGUUUAUCGAUACCCCCAGUGAUGUUGCUACCCGAGGCCUUCAAGUUUUCAUUGAGGCCCAGGCAAGCCUAGCACUCGCAUCUUCGGGGCUCCGAUGUGCUGCAUUCUGGGUUGGCUUCCGCCAAGAGUUUCACAUGGCUUUCUCUCAACAGCGAUCGUUCCGCCUUCCACUUGAAAUUUGUGAUGCCUACCUCUCUUGGGAUCCAGCACCCGACCACGUUAUAGUGAACCGGUUGCUAAUAAUAGCUGCCCGUAUCAUCCAGUAUUGCUACGACGGUCAACGCCAGCAAACCCGCCCACGAUAUGAUGAAUUGAUGGCGCUCUAUAAUCGGUGGUUGGAAACGCGACCCAUUGCGUUUUCCCCAAUAUAUUCUGAUCAGCUGGACCAAGGGACCGGAUUCAUAUUUCCCCAAAAAUGGUUCCUGAAAGAUUGUCAUGUUGUUGCAGCGCAAAGCGUUGGCCUCGUAGAUAUCAUGAUAACCGCUUACAAUCCAACUGUCGCGCGAAUUGGACCUGGUCAGAAAAGUGCAAUGCAGUCCAUAGAUACCAAGCUCAAAUCUGCAGUCUUAGACAUCUGUGGAAUCGCACUUUCCAAUCGUCAAGAGCCCACAGCUCUUUUGACUGCCUGUUUCUCUAUUGCGAUAUGUGGAGACCGGUUCACUGAUCGCAUAGAGCAGGACGCUUUGAUGGAUAUUGUGAUGAAUACUGUACGAGAUAUCAACUACUGGCCAUCGAACGCGUUGGGUGAGAAGUUGAGAAAAACUUGGGGUUGGGAGUCAUGA